Molecule: messenger RNA, 3690 nt
Organism: Sparassis crispa
Lineage: Eukaryota; Fungi; Basidiomycota; Agaricomycetes; Polyporales; Sparassidaceae
Exons: 7
Coding region: 1-3690 (1229 amino acids)
Molecular function (GO): protein binding
Source: RefSeq, a predicted model, not a curated record
AUGAUGCACUUUGGUCCAGAGUGGAUGCGCACGAAGCAAGGUUCCCGUCCUGCGCCGUCCCCACCUCUCGCGAGCUCGCCUGUACCUCCUGGAGCGUCUACAUACUCUGCGCUGGUCACUCCUACUGCUAACCCCCAGCCGGAACGACGCGACGUCGUUCAUCCCUUCCGAUAUUCUAAGGAAGAAUUGCUCCGCAUCUAUAAGGAGGGUGGUGGCAAAGGUGGCUUGGGCCUAGAGGUGGAGAGGUGGGAGGGGAUUGUUCGUGAGGUGGGCUGCGAUCCUAUUGGGCUCAAGGAAAUGGGCGAGGUGGAGAAGAAGAUUUUCGCGGGAUCGCUGAAUUCUGAGAUCCGCCGACGUCAAUCUACAGACUACUUGUCUCCUCUCGCCACCCCUUCUCUCGGAGAUCGCCCGAAACUUAACCAUACAACGUCUGGAGCUGGUAGCCCCAUGCGUGAACGUCUGGGCGGAUUCGUGGGCAGAAGGCGGGAUAGUACAGAAGCGCAACCCCUCACAAUUCCCAGAAAAUUAUCCUUAUCUUCCAUGCAAGGGCCUUUGGCUUCGCCGCGCGAAACUGGACUCCCUUCUCCUAGGACUCGUAUCGGACAGACUCUUGGUUUCGAUGGUGUACUGAGUGAGUCAUGGUCGUCAAGGCGUAGAGCUUCCGACGCCUUGGCAAAGCCUGGCGGAACAUCAUCCGGACGUCCAGAGAGGGACACGAGCGAUGCUGGACGUGAUUCCAAUGAAUCUUACAUCAAGGAAGAAGAGGAAGGAGGUGCUCCUCCCAGUCCAGAACACCUUCGUGGUGGUGAUAAUGCAGCUGCUCAACCUACACCGAGCCCACGUCCCGAUCCUCCAAUAGCCACUACAGGUCGGGGUUCGGUUUCCGCGGACAACGUUAGCGGGAGUAUGGCAUCUCUAUCUCUGGCAGGUCAAGGUGAUGGAGGUGUAGCCAAUGGCGUUGGGAUCACUGAAGACCCGAUGAUGUCAAAGCCUCCUCUAGGCCUCACGGAUUUAACCAGUGUUGAGUGGUCCUAUCUGGAUCCUCAGGGUCAAAUACAAGGGCCGUUCCGUGCGGAUCUUAUGCAGCGUUGGCAUGAUGAAGGUUACUUCUCACCCAAUCUCCUCAUGAAGCGUACACAUCUAGACUCAGAGUGGAUGUCAGUGGGCGAGAUGUUGCGUGGCGCUGGGAGUAGUCCCAUAUUCCUUACACCCGCUAUAAGUUCGGUCCCUCCUCCUGGCCUUCCCCGUCGUCCAGAUCCUCUACUUGAAGGUCCAGUCCCGGAUAGAGACCGAAGUUCACCUUAUCAGCCUGUCCCUACUAUGUCCCGGCGAGGCUCAACACUAGACUCGUUUAUGCACAGUGGACCCAAUAGUGCGUCUGCCUCGCCUGCGUCCUCUUUUGGUGCGGCAAGAUUCCUGAUUAACUCCCCCGACCCAAAUUCCUUUGACGGGCGCACAACGGACCAUCUCUAUUCUGAUGCCUCAGCGGGAUCAUUAAUAGCAGGAUUCGCCGCCGACCCAAUGGUCCGGAGGCGAGCGACAUUGAAUGAUACCUUCGAUCCAACGUUAGCUGAUCAAACAUCCUACGCGAACCUCACACCUGGAAGAGUGGCUGAUGGACUUGGUUUUGGUGGCAUGGAUGGCAUAACUACUAGUUCUGCUGAUUCUGUCGGUCCUUUCAGCUCCAGCUACGGUGCCUCUACAGCCGAUGGCGGGUCUUCAUCGAAUGGAAACUAUGAGAAGAAUGCCAUUGGUGGACAUUUGUCCAUGAGCUUCACUAACGGCGAAUUUGGAACCAUUGGUGGAUUCACUAACCAGUCGCGCACGAUGAAUCGUGAUGUGUUCGACGGGGCUGCGUUGAUUGACAGAUCCGAUUCUCACUUAGGUGUUAGCCUCGGAGGCCCAUACGCCAAUGGAAACGCUUCCUCUUUCCAAUCAAAUGGCCAGUCAUUUCCGCGAAAUACCUCUCUUCAAUAUUCAUUGCCACCGGAUGGUCACUCUUUGCAAGCUAUGUCGGAUCGACAGGCUGAAGCCUCUCUGCACGCCAUGCCUCUCAACCAGCAGCUCCCACGUUCUUUCGCACCAUCUGCCUACGCCGGCUCCCAGUCAAAUUGGGCUCCACAGGAGCCUCCAGCAUUCCGUCGGCCAGGUCCCUUCGACCCGACCUUUCCCACAGCCAGCAACACUGUUAUCUCCAGUGUACCCACACUCCCUCAAACUCCUUUCAACCGCGCUCUGCAGACGAAUCAACCACCAUGGUAUGCUGCCUCUCAGGGCGUUGUCAGCGACGGGUGGAAAGGAGAUCCCAACGAUCUUACCGUUGCGAAUCUCGGACAACACAAUCAGCAGCAACAGGAUACUACCCAGCGUCACGCACCCAAUGUUCCGAUCGAUGUUAAUUCUCAACAGCGUGAGACGAUCGUCGAAGCGUUUCGUGAUGCGCAGUCGCAAUCCACGACGGCAGCGCCAUCGACUACUCCCUUGACUCCAGCUGAGCCUUCCCGCCCACCGAAACCCAGUCGCAAGGCUUCUGCCCCGACACAGUCUACUGCAAUAGCGCCAGCUCCUAAAACUACUGCUCCGUCUACCGCUGUACAGCCACCUUCGCCAGGACAGCCUGUUGAACAUAAGCCAGCAUGGUCUAUGGAAGAUGACAAGAAAUCAAAACCUUCUGGUGUUGCUUCGAGUCUGCGGGAAAUCCAGGAAGCAGAGACAAAGAAGUACGAAGCGCGCAAGGCCGCUGAAAGAGAACGCGAGCGUGCUGCUCGUGCCGCUGCUGGAACUCCUUCGCAGACUGAAGAGUUCCUGACGUUCACGACCUCCUGGGGCUUGCCGACGUCACAAGCUGGAACGGCUCGUCUAACUCCUACUGCUGCCAAGGAAUCUACUGGUUUCUCCAGCUCGUCCAAUGUGCCUGUUUGGACGAAUACACCAAAGACACCCGUAGCAAAGAAGACCAUGAAGGAGAUCCAAGAGGAGGAAGAGAAGCGGAAGAAGCAGGCUGUGAAGGAGAAGGAGACGGUUGCCGCCGCGGCGAGGAGAGCCUAUGCAGAGACAACCAAUAAGCCUUCUUCAUCUGCUCAGCCAUCUGGCGGAGCUUGGACCACAGUGGGCACUGGUGGGAAGACGUCUAGUGUAACGCCUGCUGCUGUUCGUCCUCCAGCUUCGACCUCGGCUUCUACCAAGGUCGUUCCUAGCACUUCAGCUGCAGUAGUCGCUACGCCGCCCUUGACUAUUCGAGCAACAGUACCCGCUACGUCCUCUCCUCGAGCUCCCGUUCCAAUCAAUCGUGCGUCAUCGAAAGCCGACGAAACACCGUCACCACCGUCGCAGGAAUUUUUGAGGUGGCUAAGUGACUCGUUGAAGGGACUGAACGGCAGUGUUAGCUAUGAGGAAAUCACGUCGAUGCUGCUGUCAUUCCCGCUUGAUCCUGAUUCCUCCACGGUAGAGAUCAUCUCCGAUCUCAUCUAUGCUAGCAGCACCACUCUCGACGGCCGUCGGUUCGCGUCAGAAUUUGUGAGCAAGCGCAAAGCAGACGCAUCGUCGCGUCCGAAGGGGGCCUCAUCUGUGGGUGCCGCCGGUAAGACCCCGUCCAUCGCGGAAGUGGUGAAAGCGCAGCCAAAGCCGGCGCAGAACGAGUGGGGCGGGUUCAAGGUGGUGAACAAGAAGAAGAAGGGUGGACGUGCGUGA